Messenger RNA from Diospyros lotus (date-plum), 3070 nucleotides. RefSeq names its product kinesin-like protein KIN-14C. Gene Ontology annotation, biological process: microtubule-based movement. The record is from RefSeq and is a predicted model, not a curated record. Lineage: Eukaryota; Viridiplantae; Streptophyta; Magnoliopsida; Ericales; Ebenaceae. The coding region runs from base 276 to 2690 and encodes 804 amino acids. The transcript is spliced from 17 exons. Gene Ontology annotation, molecular function: ATP binding; microtubule binding; microtubule motor activity.
AUAGCGCCCGAUCCCAAUUCGAAAGAAUUCAAAUUUCACCUUCCCUCUCUUCGAACCUUCGUUCCUCUCUCAAACCCUAAUUUCCAAUUAACGUUCGGAUCCGAAAAGUUUCUCGAGAAACAAACACCAAAUCUCGUUUUUCACUGGGAUCACUACCAUCAUUCUCCCUUUCAUACCAUAGAAUCAACAGCUGAGACUCAAAUUCGGCGUCUCGGCUCCGUUGUGUACAGUUUAGGGCCCUAGCGAGGCUACUCCAGCUCCCAGAGAGCAGAAAUAUGAAUUAUCGCAGCCAGAAUAAGCCUCCUCCUCGCAGUCCCUCAAAUAAAAACAGUAGCGUUGAUGGUACGCAUCACGACAAGCGGAGGAAAAUUGGGACGGCGAGGUUGGCUGGGCCAGUGAGUACAGGCCGAGGGAGGCAACCUUUUGCAGCUAUGCCCAACCGGCAGGAUGCUAAUUUGAAUGCGAAUGACUUGGCUGGGACUGAGGCUUCAGAGUGUGAGAGUGUGCAGUUUACUAAGGAGGAGGUUGAGGCAUUGUUGAAUGAGAAGAUUAAGGGGAAGAAGUUCGACCUCAAGGGGAAAAUGGAACAAAUGAAUGACCACAUAAAGAAACUUAAGCUAUGCAUAAAAUGGUUUCAAGAAGUUGAAGAAAGACAUGUCCAGGAGAAGGAAAAGGUACAGAAUACCUUGGAUUCUGUAGAGAGAAAAUGCACUGCAACAGAGGUGGCAAUGCAAAAUAAGGAGGAUGAAUUAAAAUCACUCAUUAAGGAAUUGAAGGAUACAACUGCUUCUUUACAAGAAAAUUUGACAAGGGAAGAAUUGGAGAAGUUGGAUGCAAUUGAGUGCCAUAGACGAGAAAAAGAAGAUAGGGUUGCUGCUGAAAAGUUGCAAGCAUCUCUAAGAGAAGAGCUUGAAAAGGCUGAGCAGGAGAAAGUAACUGCCAACCAGAGGGUAACAUCAUUGAAUGAUAUGUACAAGAGAUUGCAAGAGUACAACACAAGCCUGCAGCAGUACAAUAGCAAACUUCAAACAGACCUUGCAACAGCAAAUGAGUCUCUCAAGCGUGUAGAAAAUGAGAAAGCCACUAUAGUGCAGAAUCUGAGCACGCUACGGAGUCAUUAUACUUUGUUGCAGGACCAGUUGACUUCUUCCAGAGCUUCUCAAGAUGAGGCUGUUCAGCAGAAAGAAAUACUUUUGAAAGAAGUUGGUUCUCUUAGAGGAGAAUUACAACAAGUGAGGGAUGAUCGUGAUAGGCAAUUGGCUCAGACACAGGCCUUAAAUGCUGAACUAGUCAAGUACAAAGAAAGUACAGGCAAGUCGGUUGCAGAGUUAGAUAACUUGACCCUAAAAUCAAGCGCCUUGGAGGAAACCUGCUCUUCUCAAAGAGAACAAAUACGCUUAUUGCAACAUCAAUUAGCAGCUGCCACUGAGAAGCUGAAGAUGGCUGACUUAUCUUCUUUAGAAACAAGGACUGAAUUUGAAGAGCAAAAGAAAGCCAUAUGUGAAUUGCAAGAUCGCCUUGUAGAUGCAGAGCUUCAAAUAUCUGAAGGAGAGAAGUUGCGGAAAAAGCUUCACAACACUAUUUUGGAACUGAAAGGGAACAUUCGUGUAUUCUGUAGAGUACGCCCAUUGUUACCUGAUGAUGGUGCUGGAACAGAUAAUUCAGUUGUUUCUUAUCCAACAUCUGUGGAAUCUAAGGGCCGUGGCAUUGAAUUGAUCCAAAGUGGGCAAAAGCUUCCUUUCUCCUUUGACAAAGUAUUCAAUCAUGAAGCUUCUCAAAAUGAUGUGUUUGUAGAGAUAUCGCAACUUGUACAGAGUGCACUUGAUGGGUACAAGGUGUGUAUAUUUGCUUAUGGUCAAACAGGCUCAGGAAAAACUUAUACCAUGAUGGGCAUGCCAGAAUCUCCUGAACAGAAAGGGCUUAUACCACGGUCAUUAGAACAGAUAUUCCAAAGUAGUCAAUCACUCCUUGCACAGGGUUGGAAAUUUAAAAUGCAGGCAUCAAUGUUGGAAAUUUACAAUGAAACUAUUCGUGAUUUGCUAUCGGUAAAUCGUUCAAGUGGAUCAGAAUUGGCACGUGCAGAAAGUGGUGGUGUGGGAAAGCAGUAUGCCAUUAAGCAUGAUGUAAAUGGAAACACACACGUUUCUGAUCUUACCAUUGUUGAUGUCUGCAGUAUAAAAGAGGUCUCUUCACUUCUACAGCAGGCUGCACAAAGCAGGUCUGUUGGUAAGACACAGAUGAAUGAACAUUCAUCCAGGAGUCACUUUGUUUUUACAUUGCGUAUAUCUGGAGUGAAUGAGAGCACGGAGCAACAAGUACAGGGUGUGUUGAAUCUCAUAGAUCUAGCUGGAAGUGAGCGGCUUUCAAGGAGUGGGGCAACUGGAGACAGGCUCAAGGAGACCCAGGCCAUCAAUAAGAGUUUAUCUUGCUUAAGCGAUGUCAUUUUUGCAUUGGCAAAGAAAGAGGACCAUGUCCCAUUCAGGAAUUCAAAACUGACUUAUCUUCUCCAGCCGUGCCUAGGAGGAGAUUCGAAGACCUUGAUGUUUGUGAAUAUAUCCCCGGACCCUGUGUCACUUGGUGAAUCGCUUUGCUCCCUUAGAUUUGCUGCCAGAGUAAAUUCCUGUGAGAUUGGAAUCCCCCGUCGCCAGACAUCAACACGACCAUUAGAUUCUCGGUUGAGUUAUGGCUGAAGCUGCCGACUUAUUACCCUUGUUGUUUUCCUUGCAGCAGCUAUAACUCAUACUGAUGUAACUGUUAUGUUUAGGGGAGAAGAUUUCGGACAUGUUUGUUGUAAGUUUUAUGCUCUGUUAUGUUUUUAACUGGGUGCCCUCCAAAGUGCAGUUUCCAGUUUUUCGCUGCCAUUCUUGUGCAUGGAAAACUGGUCCUUGAGAUUUGCAUGCCAACAUUCUUCCAAAAGUCUUUGGUGAAUGUUAAGAUUGUAAUAGGUGGUAGCUGAUUGAGUUUGAAAGGAGACUGAUUGUUAUAACCAACUAAUCAACGAUUCGUGUGUAUUUUACUUUUCUAAGCUAAUUAAAGCUUUCCCUUUUGGGAUCAAUUUGCAAUUUGGAAG